UUGUCCUUUGUUUUAAUUCAGCAAAGGAUUAAAGGGGUCGGUGCGGUGCGUAGGUUGAAUUAAGAGCACAAUCUCCCCUUUUUCUUCUUCUUUUUUUUUUCUUUUUUUUGGGCUUCCUUCAAUUCUGUCUUGUUUCAGUUAAAGCAACUGAAGAUUUUGGGGCCUUUUUUUUUUGUUGUUGUUGCUGUGAAACGGUGUCGUUGGUGGUGGAGUUGUUUCAUGAUAUGAACGAGAAGUGGUGUAGAGAGAGAAGAUAGAGAUGAGAAAUAGUUCAAAAUUUGGUUCAAUCAGUGGCUCUGAUUCCAUAAUAGAUGCGAAGCUUGAACAGCAUCAGAUGUGUGGAUCUAAACACUGCCCUGGCUGUGGACACAAGCUUGAAGGAAGGCCGGAUUGGGUAGGUCUACCAGCAGGAGUGAAAUUUGAUCCGACAGAUCAAGAAUUGAUCGAACACCUGGAAGCAAAAGUUAAGGCCAAAGACAUGAAAUCUCAUCCGUUGAUUGAUGAGUUCAUUCCCACGAUUGAAGGAGAAGAUGGAAUUUGCUAUACCCAUCCUGAGAAACUUCCUGGAGUUUCGAGGGAUGGAUUGAGCAGGCAUUUUUUCCAUAGGCCAUCGAAGGCUUACACGACCGGGACGCGAAAACGAAGGAAGAUCCAGACGGAAUGUGACUUGCAGGGCGGCGAAACGCGGUGGCACAAGACGGGGAAAACGAGGCCGGUGAUGGCGAACGGGAAGCAAAAGGGGUGCAAGAAAAUCCUAGUCUUGUACACGAACUUUGGAAAAAACCGAAAACCCGAAAAAACCAACUGGGUGAUGCACCAGUACCAUUUGGGGCAGCAUGAGGAGGAGAAGGAAGGAGAAUUGGUAGUGUCUAAGAUAUUUUACCAGACGCAGCCCCGACAGUGCAACUGGUCGGAGAGAAGCGUCGCAGCGGCGGAGGGAAGUUUCGAGGUUCCUAAUAUGGGGAGACGGGAGAGUACUACGGCGAGUGCUCCGACGGACGAGAUUUUGUCGCCGGCCGGCGGCGUUGGAGCCUCAAUUUCCAGCUUUAGUUCGUUGGAUAUUCAACACCACCUCAAAUCUGACCAUUUUGGAUUUGCUCCUUUCAGAACAAGCUUUGAUGAGUCCGUUUUGUCGCAGAUGGGGAUGGAGGAGGCUUCAACAGAAAGAAAAAUGGCGAAGGCUCCAACAGGGACAGGCGCAUGCAGUAGCAACGCUGAAUUUGAGAUGCGAGAGCAGAGCAGUAGAGCAGCAGCAGCAGGUGUGGAAUUGGAUCACCAGCAUCAUCAUCAUCAGAGCCUGAUGGUGGCCCACGACCAUCACCGUCAUUCAGUUGUUCACCAUCACCUACCAACCACAGGCUUCCACGUCACCCACCAAAUCUCCACCAUCAUCUCUCCUCCUCCUCCUCCUCUUCUCCACCACACCUCCAUCGUCGAUUCAUACCAUGACCAUCAUUCUCGGAUCAUCAUCCACAACGAACAACACUUUCAGCAGGAAGCAGCUGAAGCUGAGCAUCAUAAAUUGGGAGCAAGGUCGGCGUCAGGCUUGGAAGAACUCAUCAUGGGCUGCACUUCUUCUAAUUCUUCCAUCAAACAACCUCUACCUCAGGAAUCAUCCAUGAAUAGCCGCGAGACAGAAUGGAUGAAGUAUUCUUCGUUCUGGCCAGACCCAGACAACCCGAAUAUCCACGGGCACGGAUAGUCCGAAAACCAGAUAUAUCAUAAUCAUCGUCCUCAUCAUUGGUACUUCGAACCCCACCUCUGAAUUUAUUUAUAUAUUUCUUCUCGUGGGCCAAAGGAAAAAACCACCGAAAACCCAUGGAUCGCCCCGUUUCCCCCUUCUCGGAUCCUGACAAACCCGGCUCUCUCCUUCCACUCCCUAUUGGAUAUAUAUUGAUCAUCCUUUCACACAAGAGAGUAAAAAAAGGGGAAAAAAUAGGAGAGGGAGAGAGAGGGGAGGGAAUGGAAUAAGAGAGAGAAGAGAGAGAAAGUAAAACUAUGCAUAUAUUAUAUAUUAUAAUAUUUAUAUAUACACAUACAUACAUGAAUAGCUACAUGAAAUUAAAGUUGUCACUCAUAUGA
Momordica charantia (bitter melon) is the source of this 2082-nucleotide messenger RNA. Its product is annotated as NAC domain-containing protein 75. The record is from RefSeq and is a predicted model, not a curated record. Gene Ontology annotation, cellular component: nucleus. Lineage: Eukaryota; Viridiplantae; Streptophyta; Magnoliopsida; Cucurbitales; Cucurbitaceae. Gene Ontology annotation, biological process: regulation of DNA-templated transcription. Gene Ontology annotation, molecular function: transcription cis-regulatory region binding; DNA-binding transcription factor activity.